Messenger RNA from Glycine soja, 1490 nucleotides. RefSeq names its product aquaporin NIP6-1-like. The record is from RefSeq and is a predicted model, not a curated record. The transcript has 3 exons. Gene Ontology annotation, cellular component: membrane. Bases 329 to 1243 code for a protein of 304 amino acids. NCBI's taxonomy places the organism in Eukaryota, Viridiplantae, Streptophyta, Magnoliopsida, Fabales, Fabaceae. Gene Ontology annotation, molecular function: channel activity. Gene Ontology annotation, biological process: transmembrane transport.
AAGGCAAACUUAUGUAUUAUAGAAGGCCACGAACUGACCCAUUAUUGAUUGAUGGGUAAAGUUUAAAGGGUCUUUUCCAAAUUUCAUAUUGAAUUGAAGUCUCCCCGCCCGCAAUGUCCCACCAUGGAUCCAUUAAUUAAUGUGAUGCCUGGCAGUUUAAUUGCAUCCACUAGUUUGCUUCCUCUGUGAUUCUGUAACAAGUCAACCAACCACUACACCUGAUUUGCUAUAUAUAACAGUUGGUAUGGUACUACCUCUCAUCUCAUCACAAUAGCAACUAGCUAGCUAGAGUCCCUCUGAUCUGAUAAUACAAAUUUCUUGGAGGGAUAUGGACAAUAACGAGGAAAUACCCUCAACACCCGCAACACCAGGCACUCCUGGUGCACCUCUUUUUGGUGGCUUCAGUAAUGGUAGGAACAAUAAUAGCAAGAAGUCCCUCCUGAAGAGUUGUAGGUGCUUCAGUGUGGAGGAGUGGAGCUUAGAAGAUGGAGGGCUACCGGCAGUGUCAUGCUCAUUGCCACUGCCAUCGCCUCCACCGGUAGUCCCUCUUGCAAGAAAGAUUGGAGCGGAGUUCAUAGGGACCUUCAUCCUCAUGUUCGCAGGCACUGCCGCUGCCAUUGUCAACCAAAAGACAAAUGGCUCUGAGACCCUUAUUGGAUGUGCUGCCACCACUGGUCUCGCCGUCAUGAUCGUGAUCCUCGCCACCGGCCACAUCUCCGGUGCUCAUCUCAACCCUGCUGUCACCAUUUCCUUCGCUGCAUUAAAGCACUUCCCUUGGAAGCAUGUGCCCAUGUAUAUUGGUGCACAAGUUUUGGCAUCUAUAUGCGCCGGAUUUGCUCUCAAGGGGGUUUAUCACCCUUUCAUGAGUGGAGGAGUCACCGUUCCUUCCGGAGGAUACGGCCAAUCUUUUGCUUUGGAGUUCAUUAUUGGCUUCAACCUCAUGUUCGUUGUCACUGCAGUCGCCACCGACACCAGAGCUGUGGGAGAACUCGCGGGAAUCGCGGUGGGAGCGACUGUGAUGCUCAAUAUACUCAUAGCAGGGCCAGUAUCCGGGGGCUCAAUGAACCCAGUAAGAACACUAGGUCCUGCUGUGGCGGCAAACAACUACAAAGCCAUAUGGGUCUAUCUAGUAGCUCCCAUACUUGGAGCUUUAGCUGGGGCAGGUACCUACACUGCAGUGAAGCUGCCUGAAGAAGAUGAUGACGCCAAGGCAAAGACUUCAAUCAGCAGCUUCAGAAGGUGAUUUGUCCCCAUUGUCAUCAGUCAUCACAGGGCAUCUCCAAUUCAGACACUGCAACAUGAUAGGAUGCUUGUGUUUUUAGUUGAUAAUAUAAAUGUUGUAGAAAGCAAGCAAAAGUGACAAUAGUUUGGUAAGUGAAAAUGUUAGAUAUGUAAAAUGUGUGUUUUAGUUCAUGAUGUAUCUAAUGUAUUUUGGCAAAAAUGAGUGCUGUUUGGUACAUAAAGAUAGAAUAAUAUUCCUUUUCCCCCUC